This is a messenger RNA of Xenopus tropicalis (tropical clawed frog), 1875 nucleotides long. RefSeq names its product Purkinje cell protein 4 like 1 (gene pcp4l1). The transcript is spliced from 3 exons. Lineage: Eukaryota; Metazoa; Chordata; Amphibia; Anura; Pipidae. Bases 100 to 303 code for a protein of 67 amino acids. The record is from RefSeq and is a predicted model, not a curated record.
GAGAGCCUGGGAGAGAGUGAGAGGCAGUCUGUAUCCCAGGGAGGAGAGAGAGGAGCAGCUGCGAGAGACAUCAGUUCCCAUCAUUUAGAGACAGACACCAUGAGUGAGCUUCGGGCCAACACUGAGCUGCCUUCCCCAAACCCAACUUCUCUGGAUGAGCAAAAGGACAAGGCUGGGAACGCGGAGAAAGCCGAGGAGGAGAUCGACAUCGACCUGAACGCCCCGGAGACGGAGAAAGCGGCGCUCGCCAUCCAGAGCAAGUUCCGCCGCUUCCAGAAAAGGAAGACGGACCCCAGCCCUUGAUGGGCAAUGGCGCCCCCUCUCCUCUGACCUCUGCACUGCCCUGUACAAAACAAACAGAACCACUGUGCGGCAGCUUCUGUCCCCCCCCCCCGAACCCCGACGGCACAAGGAAUGCAAGCAGGGCUGCGUUCUUACUGUCCCCCCCCCCAAGCCUUAGGCUAUAAUGAAUGCUGGUCAGCCAUAUUGUAGAUAAUACCCCCCCCCUUAGCCUAGUAAGCCAGUAACUACCCGGGGUGACUUUUAUAACAAAGAGGAUUAUAUGGAAACAGGUUAGAAAUUAUUUAUGAAACAAGGUGCCUGCAAUUACCCCCCCCCCCACUCCCCCCCCCCCCCCUUUAUUCCAUCUCAAAUUGCUUGUUGUAAAGGGAAAGUAUUCCCUAUUUAACCAUGGUCCAGUAGCCAAACUGGGAUUAGGGCAAAGCAAAUGGCAUCCAUAACUCCCCUCCCCCUUCCCUGGCCAGUCUUUGCCAAGUGACCAACCUCUCACAUUCUAUGGAAAUUCCAUGUAUACUGAUGCUUUAUAUAUAUAUAUAUAUAUAUAUAUUGUAUAUCUGCUACUCUGUCACUUUGUAUGAGAAGAACUUGACUUCUACAGUUGGUGCCACCGAAAGCUUCAGCCAAACCAUUGCUGCUAUGGUGCUACUGCCAUCUAGUGACCAGUCUGUGGAACAGCAGCCAUGGUCCUACUGCCACCUAGUGACCAGUCUGUGGAACAGCAGCCAUGGUCCUACUGCCACCUAGUGACCAGUCUGUGGAACAGCAGCCAUGGUCCUACUGCCAUCUAGUGACCAGUCUGUGGAACAGCAGCAUUCAGCCCCGACCCGUACAGGAACCAAAGGUCCAAGAGUUGAUGAUCAAAGUCAGAACCAACCUACUCUGAGCUAAAUUUAAUAUAUAUAUUAACUGUAUGUCUAAUUCCUAUUAAUGCUAUGAGGUUGUCCAAGGGCCUUGAAAGGUUAAUAGGUAAUAGGGGGGCAUUUGGUUUAUAUUGGGCACCUAUAUAGGUGUGAAAAUGUUGAAUUCCCUUGAAGAGUCAUGUGAUCAUGUUCUUGGCAAGACCCCACCCAAUACAUUCCCUUUAUAGGUCACUUUACCUUUAAAUAGUCCCUUAACUUGCUCUACUGUACCAGUGAUGGUGCCACAGAAGGGUUCAUUCUCAUGGAAAUGUCUUUAAAUAGUCCCUUAUCUGGCUCUACCUACCAGUGAAGGGUCCACGGAAGGGUUCAUUCUCUUAGAAAUGUCUUUAAAAAGUCUCUUAUCUGGUUCUACCUACCAGUGAUGGUCCCACAGAAGGGUUCAUUCUCCUAGAAAUGUCUUUAAAUAGUCCCUUAUCUGGCUCUACCUACCAGUGAAGGGUCCACGGAAGGGUUCAUUCUCUUAGAAAUGUCUUUAAAUAGUCUCUUAUCUGGUUCUACCUACCAGUGAUGGUCCCACAGAAGGGUUCAUUCUCCUAGAAAUGUCUUUAAAUAGUCCCUUAUCUGGCUCUACCUACCAGUGAUGGUCCCACAGACGGGUUCAUUCUCUUGGAAAUGUUUUAGCAUGUUUAAAUAAUAAAAUAAUUGAAAUAAUCCA